AUGUUUUCCAAAGAAGUCAUUACCAUACUUCUCCUCAACUCUUUCGUUGUAGCAACAGCUCCUUUUGGGGACCCUCAACCGUACAACCCAUAUGGGAGUCCACCAUCUCCCCCGGUAUUACCUGCACCAGAUUGGACCCAAACCAAAUUCUUUGAUGCUUUCAGGUUCCCAACAGAAGAUCUGACGAGAGGAUGCUGCAUGGAAGAUCAAAAGAGCAAGCUGCAAGAUGUGUUCAACGAGGUCAUGCAUCUGGCUCGGCUGGUAUAUGACUAUGUGUCGGAAGAGAUUCGGGGUGUAACUACGAAUACAGAUGUGGGAGAUCUCAUGUACUAUGUCUUCGGUGUUCACCCCAGUUACUACAUCUCCAAUCCAGAAGGGGGCGGCAGUUAUGAUGGCGGCGAAGACCCUGUCACAGCCCGAACUCCCACCGAGUUCUGGAAACUACAACAUGAGAGUGUACUUCAUGAAGGUCUCAUGGUUCUCAUAGCCAAACAUGGCAAGGGAGAUUUAUCUUGGAACGGGCUGCAAAAGAUCAGGAUCACUCGACUGUAUUGUGAUUCAAGUUGGCUUGUUCCAGAAAAGUACGAGCGGGAUGACAAGGGCGCACAGACUGCAAUCAAGUUUCCAGACGGCCAAAGAUUCUAUGACGCAGAAAGUAAUUACUUUUCUACGAUCCCUUGGGGAGGUAAAUUCGAGUUAGAAUUAGGCAUGUGUGGGCCAGUUGGUCCUGAUCCAGAGCACACCGAUGCCAUCACAGAUCUCCUGCGAAAUACCAUCACCUUCUGCCCAGAUGUUUGGAAACCUGACCACCCAGUACAGAUGCCCAUUGCAAUCGCCAAUCCUAUACAAGACACGCUCAGUCAAUAG
Molecule: messenger RNA, 867 nt
Organism: Cadophora gregata
Lineage: Eukaryota; Fungi; Ascomycota; Leotiomycetes; Helotiales; Ploettnerulaceae
Exons: 3
Coding region: 1-867 (288 amino acids)
Source: RefSeq, a predicted model, not a curated record